UCAGAUAGCUGUCACUUUUCUGUCAUUAAAAUUUCUGUAUAUUUCUUUUCAGUCAAAAAUACUUACAAGUUGUUGAUGUUUAUUAAUUCACGUGAAUAAAGUGUAAAUUAAAAACACAAAAAAACAUUAACUUGCGCCAUUUCAAACUAUUAAAAUAAAUCUUAUAAAUAUGCGUUGUGCUGUUUACAAUUGCAGUACCCACAAUAAAACUAAAGAUGGAAAAAGGGACGACGUUUCGUUUUUCUCCUUCCCAAAAGAUGAAGAACUUUGCCAAAAGUGGAUUGCUGCAUGCUGCAGGGCAGACGAUAUGAAUCAUUUGAGUUCGAGAGUUUGUCACAAACACUUUCGAGAUGAGGAUUUUCAACCGAGGAACGAUUUCUUGGCAAGUUAUGGAUUUAAACAAAUUCGUCGUCGUCUGCAUUCGAAUGCAAUACCAACACUCCUUUUGCCAGGACAAGUGAAUUUGCCAAAUAAACCGAAUCCUACUCCUCCUACAAAACCAACACUUCUUUUGCCAGGACUUAAAAUACCAAAUAAAGUGAAUCCUACUCCUUCUCCAAGACCUGCGAAACCACCAAGCUUUGUCGUUGUUUCAAAAGCGAAACCACCAAGCUUUGUCGUUGUUUCAAAAGCGAAACCACUAAGCUUUGUCGAUGUUUCAAAAGUGGAAGCUUCAAUGUGCACAACAUGCCUUUCAAAUUUAGAUGAAGGCGCCAAACUCACAGAAGCUCUAAUACAUUUCCUUCGUGAUAUUUUGCAUUUUAAAGCAGAGCUUUUAGAAACAUCCCGAAAAACCAUUUGUCGCAAAUGUUACAAAACUUUAAUUGACCUCAAAUGUUUCUACACUCAAUUGCGAGAUGUUGAGGUUUAUUUUGAAAAUAAAUCCAAAGCAGUAUGUAAUUCAAAAGAAAAUGAUAUAGAAGAUGAAGUCGAAGACGAUGACGACGAACCGCCAUACAUUGGAGAAAUGCCAUGUGCAGUUUCUAUGGCUGAGGAUGAAUCAAAACUAGAUCCUAUUCUAAUUGACGAAGAUGAAGAAUGUUCUGUUAUUGAAGAUGAAACUCCAUUAAAAAAACAGAAAACAUCUGAUAAUGCCACGGGGAAAAGAUUCGUCUGUUUAACAUGCAGCAAACUCUUUAUGAGUAUUGAUGAUCUUCGUUCACAUGAAAAAACCGCACAUUCCCGUCAGUCGAUAAAAAAUGCUAAAACUGUAUUUUUACAAGCAAAUCCUCUUCCUGUGUCUCCUACAGAAGUUAAAUGCACUGAAUGUGGGAAAAGUUUCUUGAAUAGAAUCAUUUUGGAAGCUCAUAUGAGAAAGCAUCAAACUAACAAAAAAUCUGAAGAUGUAAUUUGUCUUGCUUGCAAACACAAAUUUCCAAACAAAGAACUAUUGCAAACACAUCAAAGCAAACAUGAGUGUAAAAUGUGCUCGAUUAAAUUUUGCAGUCUGGCGAAUCUUCAUGUUCAUAUAAAGGAGAAACAUAAUGGGAGCACCAUAGCAGAAAAGAAGAAGAGAAAUGUAAAUAAACAAUACAAAGUCUGGACCCAUGGUGAGAAAAUUCGACUUAUACAGCUAAGGACGGAAAAUAAUGAAAUGUUCACCAGCAAAAAUGCAAUUCCAAAAGGAUGUUGGAGGACCAUAGCUGACAAAUUGGGAAGCAAGGAUGCCAACUUGUGCAAGCAGCAAUGGAAAAAUCUUCUGCAUAAAUACAAGGCAUGUUUGGCGCAUAACACAGAAGAAGGUGCAGACGAUGAUGGACCAUAUGAAAAAAAGGAAUGGCCUUAUUUUGAUUUGAUACAUCAAUUUAAAUUAAAAGAGGAUAACAACUUACCGAUGCCAACGCUUGACAGCCAAGACGACGGUGGACAGCUAGUCGUCUAAAAAGAAUCAGAGUCACCUGUUUCUCCCACAUCACCAUCUUCGGCGUUUCCAAAUCCACUGACGUUCAACUUUGAUUUAGAUAAAAUGGAUUUUAUUGAAACUUAACAUAUUAUACAGUGUUAAGAUUUUUUACUUUUAAGAAAUCUUGUAUGGCAUGGCAACAGCCAUCUUCCAGAUUGACUAUUUUAUUCUAUUUUAUGCAUUAAGUGUCGCGAUUCUUAUAAUUUUCCAUUUUCAUUAAACAAUAAAAAAAAACAAUGAAA
This is a messenger RNA of Episyrphus balteatus (marmalade hoverfly), 2145 nucleotides long. RefSeq names its product oocyte zinc finger protein XlCOF22-like. The coding region runs from base 170 to 1882 and encodes 570 amino acids. The record is from RefSeq and is a predicted model, not a curated record. Gene Ontology annotation, molecular function: DNA-binding transcription factor activity, RNA polymerase II-specific; RNA polymerase II cis-regulatory region sequence-specific DNA binding. NCBI's taxonomy places the organism in Eukaryota, Metazoa, Arthropoda, Insecta, Diptera, Syrphidae. Gene Ontology annotation, cellular component: nucleus. Gene Ontology annotation, biological process: regulation of transcription by RNA polymerase II. The transcript has 10 exons.